GCUGGCUGCAGUUAUGCAUCGACAUUUUCCUGCAGGCGGCGGCAUGGAGGGGAAAGUGCGCUCAGACAUCUGAGAAAAGACAUUUAUCUAGAAAGUUCAGGUUCGUUUAUCCUGAAUCUGAAAGACCAUGGACAUCUGCACGAAGCCUUUGUGCUACGAUCUCCUGGCAGAAGUAGGAGAAGGCUCCUACGGCAAAGUGUAUAAAGCCAGAGAGGUGGGGGGGAAACAGCGCCUCCUGGCGGUGAAGAAAUUCAACAUUCGCGGGGACACGUCGGAUGUCGGGAUCCCUGCGUUCAUGAUCCGCGAGGUGGCGCUGCUGCGUAAAAUGAAGUACUUCAACCAUCCCAACAUAGUCAAGCUGUUGGAUGCAUCUGCUGUCCCGGUGGGGAGGAGCUUGGAUCUCACUCUGGUGCUGGAAUACAUCGACCAGGACCUUUCCACCUACAUCUCCAAGGUUCCUGCUUCUGGACUGAGUCGUGACUGUAUUAAGGAUGUGAUGCAGCAGCUGCUGCAAGGAUUGGACUUCCUCCACACAAACAUGGUGCUGCACCGGGACAUGAAACCAGAAAACAUCCUGAUCAGCAGCCGUGGAGAAGUCAAGAUCGCAGACUUUGGACUGGCGCGCAUCUACACCUACAAUAUCGCCCUCACUCCAGGUGUGGUUACGCUUUGGUACAGAGCUCCCGAGGUGCUGCUGAACUCUGUUUACAUGUCCUCAGUGGACAUGUGGAGCGCCGGCUGCAUCUUUGCGGAGCUCUUCCUCUUGAGACCACUGUUUCAGGGAUACACAGAGGUACAGCAGCUGCAGAAAAUCUUCGAGGUGAUUGGUUUGCCCAGUGAGGAGGACUGGCCCAAGGACAGCCCCAUCCGGUACUCCGUCAGCUGGGGGCCUAAAGGCUCCUGCACCAAGCUGCUGCACAACCUCAGCCCAGACGAGAACAACCUUCUAUCUCAAUGUUUGGCGUUCAGACCGAGCCGUCGCAUCUCCGCCGCCAAAGCCCUGGCUCAUCCUGUCUUCACGAAGCACUGAGAAGAAACAGUCAGCUCCUUCUGCUUCCUCCACUGUCGGCUACGCUAACUCGUCUCGUGCCGCAUAAUCCAUCGUACACUUUGUUCCAAACUGUUUGUUUUCUUUGAUAGCGUUAAACAUCGGUUCACCAGCAUCAUGAGAAACUGUGGUCACUUUACACCUUUUGAACAUGAGUGUAUGAAAACAUUAGCCUGACUUGUAGAACACGGGGAUGUUUCUGAAGGACUGCUCCGUGAAACAGUUUUAUUUGCUUAUAAUUUGAGUAAAAGUAUGUUCUUUAAAAACAGAUUUGAUUUUAAGUAUGCUGUGUAAUUCCACAAAACGUAAUCCUACUUUGUUGUUGUUGAGUGUUACUAUUAAAAAAUAGGGAUUGUGUUCUGCUGCAAACUAACAACGUCACUAUUAUGAGCCCCUCUAAGGUUUGUGUUAUUUCACCGAAGCUUUUUUGUUCUCGACUUGUAUAUGAAGUCCUUUUAUUUGAGUUAUUUAUGGUGUAAUCACUGGACUGGAUUACACCUGUAUUUAUGUUUGUAUCGACAGAUUGUACAAGAUAUUUUUCUACAUAAGUUACACUGUUCAUUCAGAAGCAUUUCUAUAAAUAAUUGUCUCUCAAA
Molecule: messenger RNA, 1644 nt
Organism: Cottoperca gobio
Lineage: Eukaryota; Metazoa; Chordata; Actinopteri; Perciformes; Bovichtidae
Gene: cdk21
Product: cyclin-dependent kinase 21
Exons: 8
Coding region: 128-1030 (300 amino acids)
Biological process (GO): protein phosphorylation; G1/S transition of mitotic cell cycle; signal transduction
Cellular component (GO): cyclin-dependent protein kinase holoenzyme complex; nucleus; cytoplasm
Molecular function (GO): ATP binding; cyclin binding; cyclin-dependent protein serine/threonine kinase activity
Source: RefSeq, a predicted model, not a curated record